CCCGUAGUUUGGGGCCAGUCAACAGGGGGGGCGUGUUUGGAAGGAAAGAAAAAGACAGAAGAAAAAGAUGGUGCUGAUCAAUUGGGCAUACGCCUGUACUCUGCACUGCAAGCCCUAUAGUACCAAUUUGUCUCUCUACAGUCAAAGUCGCCAAUUCGUUUUAAGCAUAUAAUAAUGGGUCGGAAAGCUGGUUCACUGCAUAUUAACCCAAAGAAAUUUGGCUCUCUUCACAAACCUUGCAUGAAGGAAAUGAUUACAUUUCUCAACUGCUUGGCUCUCAGCCACAACGACAAUGAUAAAUGUGUUCGGCAAAAGGAACUCUUGAGUGCCUGCAUGGAUUCUCAGACAAGCAAUAAAAGGAAGUCUUGGGGAAGUAUUAAUUACCACCUGCAGAGGCUUAAUAGAGGAAGGAAGUAGUUUUGGUUUUUUUGAAGAGAAGAGUGUUCAAGCAAUGUCUCAUUUUUCAACUUCAGCAGCUGCAGAGGUUUAGCAGGGGAAGGAACUAUUUUCUUUGUUGAAUCAUGGUUUAGCAGGGGGGAGGGAAUAAUUAUUAAAAGAUCUCAAUAACAUUCAAAAGAAACAAGAGGAAAGCAAACUACUAGUAUUAUGAUAAAUGAGAGAAUGUUACAUCACAGGGUUUGCAUGGAAAUUGCUUUGAUAUGAACAUGAUAUGAGAAUGCUGUCCUUUUCUUUC
Molecule: messenger RNA, 694 nt
Organism: Juglans microcarpa x Juglans regia
Lineage: Eukaryota; Viridiplantae; Streptophyta; Magnoliopsida; Fagales; Juglandaceae
Exons: 3
Coding region: 175-417 (80 amino acids)
Biological process (GO): mitochondrial translation
Molecular function (GO): structural constituent of ribosome
Source: RefSeq, a predicted model, not a curated record